AUGACUGAUGCAAGAAGUGGACAUACAACAACGGUGCUGUCCAAUGGUAAAAUAAUAGUUGCAGGGGGAGAAAAUAGCAACGGUACUCUCAACAGUGUCGAGUUAUAUGAUCCAGCCACAGGUAACUGGUCAAUUACUGGUAGUAUGAACGAAGCACGCAAAUGGCAUGCAGCAACACUUUUAAGAAGUGGUCAAGUUCUGAUAACUGGUGGUAGUGAUGGCAACAGCUCACUGAAUAAUGUAGAGUUGUACGAUCCAUCGACAGAAAGUUGGAGUAUCGGCAGCGAACGAAUGAAUGCAUAUCGAUAUUUUCACACAGCAACAUUGCUAAGCGACGGAGAUGUGUUAGUUGCAGGUGGACAAAACUACGAGAAUGGUUAUAUAAUGGAUAGUGCUGAACUAUACAACCCGUCUACACAAAGUUGGGCAUUAGUCGAUCGGAUGGAAAAUGAACGAACUUCACAUACCGCACUUCUCCUGUCAGAUGGCAGAGUAGUAGCCAUGUAUGGGAACAGUCAAGGGGAUCUGUUUUAUGCUAGUGAAGUGUACGAUCCAGCGACAAGAACAUGGACCGCGAGUGAUGAUAUCGAUGAUCCAUUAUCCGGGCAUACUGCUGUUACAUUGCUAAAUGGUCAAGUUCUAGUUGCCGGCGGGUUUAUUGACAACGAAGCUUUAAGCAACGCACAACUGUACACUGCACAGACACGACGGUGGACUAAUACUCGAAGAAUGAAUGUAGCAAGAAUGUCUCACACAGCUUCUUUACUAAAGAAUGACAAAGUUUUAGUGUGUGGUGGCAUAGAUGGAGAAGGUACUCGUUUUAGCAGUGCAGAGUUAUUUGAUCCAUCCACAAAUAUCUGGACUAAUGCUGCUAGCAUGCAUCACAUCCGCGCAAGUCACACUGCCUCUACUUUGACAAAUGGAAAAGUUUUGGUUGCAGGUGGAGUAGACGAUUAUUACCGCCUAAAUAGUACAGAAUUGUAUGAUCCAUUAACAGAUAGCUGGUCAAUGACUGGUAGUAUGAAUGAGCCACGAACAGAACACACUGCAUCCACAUUAGCUGAUGGCAGAGUGUUGAUUACUGGUGGCUCAACCGAUAGUGCUCACACUUCGAAUACCAGUGAAAUAUAUGAUCCACUAACGGAAGAGUGGAGUUUUACUGGUUCUAUGACUUUCGCACGUAACCAUCACAAAGCAACUGUGUUAUCGAAUGGACAAGUGCUAGUUACAGGCGGACAAAUGGAUGAUAGUCGUAUUAAUAGUGCUGAACUAUACGAUCCAGCAACAGGACGUUGGUCACCGACCGGCAGUAUGAAUAUAGCACGAAAAGAUCACAGCGCAACAUUAUUAACUAAUGCAAAAGUAUUGGUGACGGGCGGAGUUUCUGAUACUGUAGCUCCAUUCAGAAGUGAAUUGUAUGAUCCGGCAACAGGCAUCUGGACUUUGACUGCUUUUAUGAACGAAGCACGGUGUGAGCAUCUAGCUGCGUUAUUACCUGAUGGAAAAGUUUUGGUAGCUGGUGGAUUCAAUAGCUAUUAUAUAAACGGUUGUGAGUUGUAUGAUCCUGAAAGAGAAAACUGGUCAAUCACGGACAAUAUGAAUUAUGAACGAGUAGAUAGUGUAGCAUGCACGUUAUCAAAUGGAAAAGUGCUAGUAAUUGGUGGAGACGAAUCGAUUAGUACUACUAGAGCAGAAAUAUACACUCCGUAG
Adineta ricciae is the source of this 1710-nucleotide messenger RNA. NCBI's taxonomy places the organism in Eukaryota, Metazoa, Rotifera, Eurotatoria, Adinetida, Adinetidae. The record is from the annotation of a GenBank genome assembly.